UGGUUGCUGGCCUGGGGCAGUAGACUGGCCUUUUCGUUCCAUACUGUUCUCUGAGAAGAGUUUCAUGUCAGGGAUAUCUGGUUACAGGCUGUAAGCGUUUAUACUUUUGUUUUUGAGACACUUGAAACUUAAAAUUAUCUCUGAAAAAAGCAGCAACAAAAUUUUCAGCCAGUCAUGGGCGCCCCGCCUGAAAAAGAUGGCUGCUGUAAAACAAUCACCAAGUUUCUGUUCUCCCACAUCGGCCUGUGUUUGAUGGUUGUCCUGUACUGUGUGGCUGGUGGCUUCAUCUUUGAACAUCUAGAGAAGAACAACGAGGAACAAAUCUGUUACGAGUCGAGGUCGGAGUACGAGCCCAUGCAGAGUAAAACAAUCAACUCAACGCUUAAAAUAUUCUAUGAAUACGGAGGUGCCAUUACAAACGAACAGACAAGAGAUCUGAUGGUGCUACAACUGGAAAGUGUGCUAGAGACUUUCAGAAACAACACUUUAGCCAUUGGCUACAACGGCAGGUGGUGUCAGCUGUAUGGUCAACCUAACGGUCCAACGUAUGAUUGGUCAUGGGCUGGGGCAGUGCUCUUUUCUGUCACUGUUGUCACUACUAUAGGCUACGGCCACAUCGCACCAAAGACAGUUUGGGGCCGCCUGGUUUGUAUUGCCUACGCAGUUCUUGGGAUUCCCCUGAUGCUCCUUUGUCUGGCCAACAUUGGUGACGCACUGGCCGAUAUCUUUCGAUUUAUCUACGCCAAAAUUUGUUGCUGUGGAGCUUGUAGAAAGAAGAAAGAUAAGGACAAGGUCACACCUAUCAAACAUUCAGAAAGUGGUGGACAAUGGGACAAUGAUAAAAAGGCUCUUACAGAGAUGACAGGGCCUCAAAUAGCUCCACUGGAUACCAAUUUCACUCGUGUACCUUCCAAAUCUCCAACAGACAGUAUGGAUAUGAGUGACACCAGACGUCUGACGUCUGCUGGCUCUAGAAGUGGAGGAAAAAAUAAAGUUCAGAUAGUUCCACUUGACCUGAAGAAGAAUGACCCAGUUAUCUUGGAUGACGACUCUGACAGCGAUGAGGAAGAUGAAGACAUGGAAAACAGAAAGGUCACCGUGCCCUUAACCAUCACCAUGAUUGUCAUAGGCGGCUACAUCUUUGGAGGGGCGGUGUUGUUUGGUCUGUGGGAGGGAUGGGACUGGCUCCAGUCUGCUUACUUCUGCUUCAUCACACUCAGCACCAUCGGGUUCGGUGACGUAGUGCCAGGGAGAGACUUUGACAACCCCCAAGUACAAGCACAGCUGAUGCUUGGAAGUAUCUACAUUCUGUUUGGUAUGGCCAUCUUGUCGAUGUGUUUCUCUCUGAUGCAGGAAGAAAUUUUAGCUAAAGCCAGAUGGAUCGGUCAGAAACUUGGGAUAGUUGAAAAAGAAGCCGAAGACUAAAUACAUUAAACAACAAAAUACAGCGGCAAGGGUGGGAGACUUUGGUUGCCUUGACUGUAAUGCACCCAGACGUACACUUAGUCAGUUGAAAUGUUUGUAUAAAAACGAAUUGUUUUUGAUAUUUCAUUCUCGAGUCAUGUAUAAUAUCUUUGUUAUUUCAUACUUCAGUCAUGUAUAAUACUUUUCUGUUUGUUUUUAAAAACUUUUCAAGAAUAUUUUAAAUAUUUUUUUUUCUGUAAAAAUCAUUUUGGUUUCUACUCUCACAAAGAACAUUGUUCUUGAUGCAUUUUUUGCUUAAAUUGAAGAGAGAAUUUUUUUUAACCAAAUACAAUGAAGGGGAAAUACUUUAAAAAGUAUUUAACUACAUUUAAAUAUCACAGUAUUUGUGGAGUUUGUCUUUUGUUAAAUAUAUUGAGAUAUUACAUCACGUGAUUGCAAUACCAUUUUCUCCAUUCAGUGUAAAGAUUAAACAAAUAAAUGAUUUGUGAAUAAACAAAUUAAUGGCAAUCACAAUGCAAAUUAAAUUAAGACGCUGAAAUAAAAUAUUGAAAAUGCAAAAUGAAAUACAAAAACAAAUAUAUGCAAAGCAACUAAAAAGAAAGAAUUCAGUUCUUGUUCAAGUUGCAUAUUCUAUUACUGACUGAUAUGUCUGUACUCUGUACAAUACGCUGUUAUGCAUAUGUUCAAAAAGUAUUAAAGGGAGAUGCCGAUAUAAAUGAAUUCAAAUAUAAGUAUAAGGGAUAUUCUCAUUUGUUCCACUCUACUCCUUUCUACUCAAUGUAGUUAGUUUUCAACGAGCUCUAACCAAUAGAUAAACAGAUUGGCGUUGCACUAACUAAAAUAGAAACUAGUAAUGUUCAUUGUUUGUACCAGUAUAAUGUAGGCUACUUCCGAUCACAUCUGUUGAUACACAGGUUUAAAUAUUUACAAGUUUUGAUUUUUUU
Biomphalaria glabrata is the source of this 2369-nucleotide messenger RNA. Its product is annotated as TWiK family of potassium channels protein 18-like. The record is from RefSeq and is a predicted model, not a curated record. Gene Ontology annotation, molecular function: potassium ion leak channel activity. Gene Ontology annotation, cellular component: membrane. The coding region runs from base 175 to 1425 and encodes 416 amino acids. Lineage: Eukaryota; Metazoa; Mollusca; Gastropoda; Planorbidae. Gene Ontology annotation, biological process: potassium ion transmembrane transport; stabilization of membrane potential. The transcript has 7 exons.